Molecule: messenger RNA, 1617 nt
Organism: Penicillium taxi
Lineage: Eukaryota; Fungi; Ascomycota; Eurotiomycetes; Eurotiales; Aspergillaceae
Product: endonuclease III domain-containing protein
Exons: 1
Coding region: 1-1617 (538 amino acids)
Biological process (GO): base-excision repair
Molecular function (GO): catalytic activity
Source: RefSeq, a predicted model, not a curated record
AUGGAAAGACCAGUUACGCGGGCUGCAUCUCGUGCAUCGGGAUUAUUGACAUUGAGUCCAACACAGCCAGGUCCUGGUCCUGAUCCUCAGGCAGAGGGCUCAUCUUCGGCUCAAAAGAGAACCCUCGCCAAGAACAAGAGAGCCUUCUCUAAGGACUUAAAAACAUCAAAUCCCCUCAAAAAUGAAGUUCAAAGUAAAGCAACUGCACAAUUGGCUCCAAAAAAGAAAUCACGUACAUCAAAAGCACCGAAGGCAAGCCCUGUGCGGCCCCCCAAUGAUGAGCUUCCUCACAAUCUUGGUAAAUUACCAGUCCUGUUGCCUCAGUCUGAACUCAUUACAGUUAUUGUCACUCCUCAAGAUACAACUUCUCAACCAGUCUUCGUAGAGAGGUCUAAGGAUAACCAAAUCAAGAAAGAGGGCGAGAGUAGCGAUACACCUCUUAACAACGCAACAAAUGAAGCUACAGACAUAAAGAAACGCAAGGGGAAGGGGAAGCAAUAUCGAUUGACUCCAGGUGAAACUCCUUUCCCAGAUUGGCCUCAUCCUACAGUCGCAGAAUGUGAAGUUGUCAAUACAAUUCUUACAGACCUUCAUGGAGAGUUUGUUGCACCUAAGACUAUCCCCGAACCCUCUUUGACGGUCACUGGCUGUGGGGAAGUUCCAUCAGUGCUGGAUGCACUCAUUCGCACACUCUUGAGUGGUGCCACAACCAGCGGAAACUCUGCCAGAGCAUUUGCUGGGCUUGUGAAGCGGUUCGGCACCUUAGAAAGUGGAAUCGGCAAGGGAAGUGUGAACUGGGAAGCUGUUCGACAAGCCUCACUGAAAGAUGUUUUUGAAGCAAUCAAGAGCGGUGGCUUGGCCACUACAAAAAGCAAACAUUUGAAGGGCAUUCUGGACAUGGUCCAUGAGGAAAACCGCGAACGUCAUAACUUCCAUCUGUCAGAUGAGUCCAAGACAGCCAAUGAAGAAACAAACAAUAUGUUCCCUGAGAAAAUUGAGAAAGACAAGCUGUUUGAAAUUACCUGUGUCGAUGAGCAUUUCCUCUCUCUGAAUCGCCUCCACAAUCUCUCAACGGAUGACGCCAUGAAUGAGUUGACGAAAUAUCCGGGUAUCGGACCCAAGACCGCAGCUUGUGUGAUUCUGUUCUGUCUGCAACGUCCGUGUUUUGCAGUGGAUACCCAUAUCUUUCGCCUCUGCAAGUGGCUUGGCUGGCUGCCGCUCAAACCUGCUCCGAAUGAGAUUACUGCAUUCAAACACUUAGAAGUGCGUAUUCCUGACCAUCUCAAGUACUCGCUUCAUCAGCUGUUCAUUCAACAUGGGAAGUAUUGUCCUCGAUGCCGCGCCAUAACUAGAGAAUCCAGUGAAGGCUGGGAUGAAGGGUGCGUCAUUGAACACCUAAUCAAACGCACUGGAUUCCAGAAAGGUGUCAAGAGAGAGCAAGUUGAUUCUGAUAAAGAGGAAGCCACUCCUAAGAAAAAGAAUACUACCCGGAGGAAGACGACUAAAACUACCAAAAAGACUGUUCCUAAGAAGGCCCUCAAGAAAGUGACCUCUUUGAGCUCAGAUCUUGAAGAAUCAGACCACAAUGAAGGGGAGGAAUCGGACGUAUCUCUCUGA